AUGGGUAACACAUCCUCAGGUAUACCUCCAAGCGGGCAAGGUGACCAGAAGGACAAAAAGGACAAGCAGCAACAACAGCAGCAGCAGAAGAAGUGGGAACCCCCUCUGCCGACACGCGUCGGCAAGAAAAAGAGGAGGCGCGGCCCUGACUCUGCUUCCAAGCUCCCCGCCGUGUACCCUACCACUCGGUGUCGCCUGAAGCUGCUCAAGAUGGAGCGCAUUAAGGACUACCUGCUCAUGGAGGAGGAGUUCAUUGUGAACCAAGAGCGGCUGAAGCCUGAGGCGUCCCUCGAGGAGAAGAACGAGGAGGACAGGACGAAGGUAGACGACAUCCGCGGCAGCCCCAUGGCGGUUGGAACCUUGGAAGAAAUUAUUGAUGACGACCAUGCGAUCGUCAGCACCGCGUCAGGUCCAGAGUUCUACGUCUCCAUCAUGAGUUUCGUCGACAAAGACCUUCUCGAACCCAGCUGUCAGGUCCUGCUCCAUCACAAGACGCAGGCGGUCAUCGGUGUCCUGCAGGAUGACGCAGACCCCAUGGUCAACGUCAUGAAGUUGGACAAGGCGCCAACAGAGAGCUAUGCCGAUAUUGGUGGUCUUGAACAACAAAUUCAGGAAAUCAAGGAAUCUGUCGAGCUACCUCUGACACAUCCAGAGUUGUAUGAAGAGAUGGGUAUCAAACCACCAAAGGGUGUCAUUUUAUACGGUGUGCCCGGUACCGGAAAGACGCUCCUUGCCAAGGCCGUGGCGAACCAAACGUCCGCUACAUUCUUGCGCGUCGUCGGUUCGGAGCUCAUCCAGAAGUACCUUGGUGACGGUCCGAAGCUAGUGCGAGAAUUGUUUCGAGUGGCGGAGGAGCAUGCACCAAGUAUUGUCUUCAUUGACGAGAUUGAUGCCAUUGGUACGAAGCGAUAUGAGUCGACAUCUGGGGGCGAGCGGGAAAUCCAACGUACCAUGUUGGAGCUGCUUAAUCAGUUAGAUGGCUUCGACACCCGUGGGGAUGUGAAGGUGAUCAUGGCGACCAACAGAAUUGAAACGCUGGAUCCUGCCCUCAUUCGACCAGGUCGUAUCGAUCGAAAGAUUGAGUUCCCCUUACCCGACAUUAAGACCAAGCGGCACAUUUUCAAGCUUCACACCUCGCGCAUGAGUCUUUCAGAAGAUGUCGAUCUGGAGGAGUUCGUAAUGGCGAAGGACGACAUGUCAGGCGCAGAUAUCAAGGCAGUGUGCACGGAGGCAGGGUUGUUGGCUCUGAGAGAACGCCGCAUGCGGGUCACCAAGGCUGACUUCACAGCUGCAAGGGAGAAGGUAAUGUACCGGAAGAACGAGGGAACGCCGGAAGGUCUUUACCUAUAA
Molecule: messenger RNA, 1350 nt
Organism: Sparassis crispa
Lineage: Eukaryota; Fungi; Basidiomycota; Agaricomycetes; Polyporales; Sparassidaceae
Product: 26S proteasome regulatory subunit 4 homolog
Exons: 6
Coding region: 1-1350 (449 amino acids)
Biological process (GO): proteasome-mediated ubiquitin-dependent protein catabolic process
Cellular component (GO): proteasome regulatory particle, base subcomplex
Molecular function (GO): proteasome-activating activity; ATP binding; ATP hydrolysis activity
Source: RefSeq, a predicted model, not a curated record